Molecule: messenger RNA, 1309 nt
Organism: Polypterus senegalus (gray bichir)
Lineage: Eukaryota; Metazoa; Chordata; Cladistia; Polypteriformes; Polypteridae
Product: gastricsin-like
Exons: 9
Coding region: 1-1182 (393 amino acids)
Biological process (GO): proteolysis
Molecular function (GO): aspartic-type endopeptidase activity
Source: RefSeq, a predicted model, not a curated record
AUGAAGUGGCUGCUUGUGGCUUUGGCAUGUCUGGCUCUCUCAGAGGGACUUGUCCGUGUUCCUCUGAAGAAGUUCAAGUCCAUUCGUCAGGAGAUGAAGGAGAAGGGUCUCCUCAAGCCCAUCCACUACACUGACCCCGGUCUCAAGUACUCCCAGACUCUGUACCCGAAUGGCCCCUAUGCCUAUGCUGUCAAUGAGCCUCUUGUCAACUAUGCAGAUUUGUUCUACUAUGGAGUAAUCUCUAUUGGAACUCCACCGCAGUCCUUCUAUGUCUUGUUUGACACAGGAUCGUCUGUCUUCUGGCUUGCUUCUACCUACUGUAGCAGUGAGGCCUGCACCAACCAUCCACUCUUCAACCCCAGCAAGUCAUCCACUUACUACUCCAGGGGCCGCACCUUCUAUCAGGGUUAUGGCACUGGCAGCCUAACAGGAGUGUUUGGUUUCGACACCCUACAUAUCGAAGGUCUCUCUAUCCCCAACCAGGGAGUAGGACUGAGCAUCACCGAACCUGGCAAUACAUUUGUCCAUGCUAAUUUUGAAGGCAUCUUGGGCCUGGCUUACCCUAGUAUGGCUGAUGGACAGAUCCCCGUUAUGGAUACCAUGAUGCAGGACAACCUGCUCCCAGCAAACGUAUUUGCCUUCUACAUUAGCAAGAAUUUUGAGGAUGGCAGUGAGGUAACUUUUGGUGGUGUUGACCAGAGCCGAUACACUGGUCAAAUCUACUGGGCACCAGUCACUGAACAGUUGUACUGGCAGAUUGCUAUCAAUGGCUUCCAGAUCAAUAAACAGGAGACUGGUUGGUGCAGAGAUGGAUGCCAAGCAAUUGUGGACACUGGCACUUCCCUGCUCACCUGCCCCCAGCAGUACUUGGGCUAUCUGCAGCAGUACAUUGGCGCUCAGGCUAACCAGUACGGAGAGUACAUGAUCAACUGCAACAAUCUGAACAACAUGCCAACCCUCAGUUUCACUAUCAAUGGCGUGAACUUCCCUCUGCCACCCUCUGCCUACACUAUGGUGCACAAUGAAAAUGGACAAUACUACUGCACAAGUGGAAUCAUGGGCACCUACUUGCCAUCCCGGAAUGGCCAGCCUCUGUGGAUCCUGGGUGAUGUCUUCCUGAGGGAGUACUACACAGUUUAUGACAGGCAGAACAACCAAGUUGGGUUUGCCCUGGCAGCCUAAAUCACAUUCUGUUUCCUGCUCCCACACACUAAGGACCACCAAUACAAAGAGAAGACACAAUGACGAGAGCUACAGCUUCCUGAGUAUUCAUGACACAAAGGGCUUAAUAAUUUAUCAACUGCAGCUA